AUGGGGACAGCUGGUUAUUUGCGAUCUGGAUCGGUCAGUCUCACUGAGGAAUCAUCCAGCCGGAGAUCUCCAGGGCUCCCGAGGUACUGUUCGAUAUGGAUUGGGGGCUCGAGUGCUGAUAUCCGGGGUCUUGGUGUCAUGGUAUGGGAUAUCUUUGAAGACAGAGAUCUGUUCAACGCACUCAACGAAGAUGAGGACUACUCGCCCUCGCAUCAUGUGGCUGAGAUGGUGGGGUGUCUUGGGCUGCCGCCUGUGUCCCUUGUUCGACGGAGUCUGCAGACUCGCAAUGAUUUUACGGAUGAGGGUAACUGGCUGGGUGCGGGCGGUGUUUCUGUCCCCGCAACUUUCCUGCAGGGGGUAGAGGAGAAUCUUAGGGGAGAAUCAACAGAUGUUUCUCGAGUUUAUACGGUUGAUGCUGCAGUGGAUCCCUGA
Messenger RNA from Aspergillus aculeatus ATCC 16872, 432 nucleotides. RefSeq lists its product as uncharacterized. The coding region runs from base 1 to 432 and encodes 143 amino acids. The transcript is spliced from 3 exons. NCBI's taxonomy places the organism in Eukaryota, Fungi, Ascomycota, Eurotiomycetes, Eurotiales, Aspergillaceae. The record is from RefSeq and is a predicted model, not a curated record.